Molecule: messenger RNA, 980 nt
Organism: Fusarium vanettenii 77-13-4
Lineage: Eukaryota; Fungi; Ascomycota; Sordariomycetes; Hypocreales; Nectriaceae
Exons: 3
Coding region: 63-845 (260 amino acids)
Molecular function (GO): NADH dehydrogenase activity
Source: RefSeq, a predicted model, not a curated record
GCCUCGAAAGCCGACCUCCUCCCCCGACGACGCCGCUCCGUUCUUCAAUCUCCCCCGUCACAAUGGCGAGCAAGAUUUCACCUCUUCUCCGAUCUGCCCUCCGGCCGGCGUGCCGGGCAGCCCGCCCCCAGACCCGAGCCGCCUUCUCCCUCUCAGCCCGCCGACCGAGCGACUCCCUCAUGGUGCAUCGCAACACCAAGGACAACAACCCCGAGCUCCCCUUCAAGUUCAACGAGAAGAACCAGGCCGUGAUUGCCGAGAUCCUCAAGAAAUACCCCCCGCAGUACAAGAAGGCCGCCGUCAUGCCUCUGCUCGACCUCGGCCAGCGCCAGCACGGCUUCACCAGCAUCAGCGUCAUGAACGAGGUCGCCCGCCUCCUCGAGAUGCCCCCCAUGCGAGUCUACGAGGUUGCGUCCUUUUACACCAUGUACAACCGAACCCCCGUGGGCAAGUUCUUUGUCCAGAUCUGCACUACUACCCCUUGCCAGCUUGGAGGCUGCGGUUCAGACGUCAUCGUCAAGGCCAUCAAGAACCACCUCGGCAUCAAGCAGGGCGAGACCACAGCUGACGGCCUCUUCACCAUCCUCGAAGUCGAGUGCCUCGGCGCCUGCGUCAACGCCCCCAUGAUCCAGAUCAACGACGACUACUACGAGGACCUCACCCCCGAGUCCGUCGUCGACCUCCUCAAGGCCCUCAAGGCCAGCGCCACUGCCACCGAUCCCUCCACCGUCAGCGUCCCCAAGCCCGGCCCCCUCAGCGGCCGAAGCACAUGCGAGAACAGCGCCGGCCAGACGAACCUGCUCGCGGAGCCCUGGGGAACCGAGACCACGCGGUCCGACUUGUAGAAUUACAAUGCAAUAUCAAUUCAUCUUUUUAAGUUCAAGGGCAUGGAAUAUCAGAGGCAGAUGAUGGAAAAAGAGCCGCGCGGGAGGAGGCAACGACUGUACAUAACACUGCCUUGAAUGUAAUCCAUGCAUGGU